Microthlaspi erraticum is the source of this 1041-nucleotide messenger RNA. NCBI's taxonomy places the organism in Eukaryota, Viridiplantae, Streptophyta, Magnoliopsida, Brassicales, Brassicaceae. The record is from the annotation of a GenBank genome assembly.
AUGGCGUUUCACAGAUCUCUGAGAAAGCUAAUUGCAAUCAAUAACCGUAAAACAAGAGCAUUCUUCACCGCCGCCACCGCCACCGCAGGUUCCGGUGGCACCGUUUCUCUGAUCCCACCGCCGUUGGUCUCACAUUUCUCUAACCGUUUAUCUCCGCUCUCUAACUGGUUCGCGCCUCGUAAUGGCCCUCUCUUCCUCUCCUCUCCUCCUUGGAAACUGCUCCAGUCCGCGACGCCUUUGCAUUGGCGAGGAAACGGCGCAGUUUUCAGGAAGGUCGAGGCUUUAAACCUUGGAUUGGAUCGAAUUAGGAGCAGAACGAGGUUUCCGAGACAGUUAGGAUUGCAGCAGUUGGUGGAGCAGCCAAACGUUGCGACGACGACGGUUGAUCGCGAUUUGUCGAAGGAGGAAGAAGGAAGUAGUGGGAUAUUCGAGAGUUUUGUGAAUGUGCCGAAUCUGAUAUCAAUGGCACGAUUAGUAUCUGGUCCUGUGCUUUGGUGGAUGAUCUCGAAUGAGAUGUAUACUCCUGCUUUCGUGGGGUUGGCUGUUUCUGGAGCUAGUGAUUGGUUAGAUGGUUACGUGGCUAGGAGGAUGAAGAUUAAUUCUGUGGUUGGCUCAUACCUUGAUCCUCUUGCAGACAAGGUUCUUAUCGGGUGUGUUGCAUUGGCAAUGGUGCAGCAGGAUCUCCUACAUCCUGGCCUGGUUGGAAUUGUGGUGUUCCGGGAUCUAGCACUCGUCGGUGGUGCUGUUUACAUGAGAGCAGUAAACUUGGACUGGAAGUGGAGAAGUUGGAGUGAUUUCUUCAACCUCGAUGGUUCAAGCCCUCAGAAAGUAGAACCAUUGUUUAUAAGCAAGGUGAAUACAGUUUUCCAAUUGGCUCUAGUCGCUGGCGCACUUCUACAACCCGAAUUUGGUAAUCUAGAUACCCAAACAUGGAUCACAUAUCUAAGCUGGUUAGUUGCUUCGACGACUAUGGGUUCCACUGCAGCUUAUGGAAUACAAUACAUGAAGAAGAAACCUAUCUCCAUGAUUAAGAGAUCAUAG